CUUCUCUUCUCAUAGAACAUUUAGAAAAGUUUCAUCUUCUUUUUCCAAGUGUACGAAAGAAGAAGAAAUCAUACAUUUGCUAAAUUAUACAUAUUGAUACUACUAAAUACAAGAUAGACUGAAUUUAACAGCGGAAAUUCUAAGCGAUCGAGAGGGUCAACUUACGGCCAUCUUUGAAACCAAUUUGUUAGGCGCCGAGAAUGGCUGUCGGGCGCGCAUUCGGGGGUGGAAGGAGCUGCGUCGUGGGCGGCAUCGUCCUGGCACUGCGGGCGGCCUUGCUGGUGGGCGUGACGGCGGGAGCGACGCCCGUGGAGAAGUCGAAUCAGCUGUCUUUUGGGGAUGUGCUCGAUAUUCUGGAUCAGUCAGAUCACGGGAACAACUGGGAAGCAUCGGUGGAUUUUCUUCGGCGUGAAGGCAGCCCCCGCACCACCUGCAGAAGCCGCGGUCUGUGCAAGUGCUUCAGCAAAUUGACUCGGAGGGCCUUCUGCUGCGACUGCCUGGGAGGACCCUGCUUCCCUGGGGACUCGACCGUGCUCACGCCUUCGGGAGUCGUGUCCUUGGAUCGCCUUUCCGUUGGGGACCUCGUCCUUGCAGGCGAUGAUGACAAAGUGGCGAUUUGGAGUCCGGUCGUCGCAUGGUUGGAUCGUCGGCCACAUGUCGAGGCCCAGUACCUCACCCUCGCCACAUCAGCUGGUCCUCGGCUCACUCUCUCAUCCUCACAUGUCCUCCUCGGCGGACAAGGACCCCGCCUGGCAUCAAAGUUUGCCGGCGAAGUCAAAGCCGGGGACGUGGUCGUGGCGAUGGGCGAAGAAGGCGCCGUGGAACCUUCUCCCUUCGGCGACGGCAGCGCAAGGCCUCUUUCCCCUGCGAAUGUGACGGAGGUUAUCCCUGUGAUCAAGAAAGGUGCCUAUGUGCCUCUGACGAAAUCUGGCACCAUCUUCGUCGACGGCGUCCUGGCCUCAUGCUACGCCUCAGUGACCCAUGACCUGGCCCACGCUGCCCUCUCCCCCAUCAGGUGGGCCCCUGAGUGGGCUGUCGGAGGGCAGCGGGAGGGAACCAUGCCCUUUGUAAGUCUCCUCAAGUGGGUUGCUAGGUGGGUCGUGCCCCGUCACCUCCGUGCUCCUAAAGACACUUCCGUGACCGUGAUCGUGCCCGCAGAAGGGAGGAUGUCGCCUCUCGCCACCAUGUCGGGGAUCCUCGAUGGCCUCGGCGCUGCGGUCCAGCUGAUGGUCACUUCUGUGUAGUGUGCUGCAGCGGUCCUUUGGCCAGCGCCGAAUAGGAGCCUGAGGCAUAAGUCAAUUUGGGCCCCCAGCCCUUGA
This is a messenger RNA of Penaeus vannamei (Pacific white shrimp), 1319 nucleotides long. RefSeq names its product sonic hedgehog protein. The record is from RefSeq and is a predicted model, not a curated record. NCBI's taxonomy places the organism in Eukaryota, Metazoa, Arthropoda, Malacostraca, Decapoda, Penaeidae. Gene Ontology annotation, molecular function: patched binding; calcium ion binding. Gene Ontology annotation, biological process: cell fate specification; protein autoprocessing; intein-mediated protein splicing.